AUCUGAGGGCGGGAGGAGAGAGAGAGAGAGAGAGAGAGAGAGAGAGAGAGAGAGAGAGAGAGAACGGCCACUGGACUCCAUUAACGCGAAACCCUUCAGGAGCUCCGUCGCUGGACUUUGGCGAUUUUUUCUUUUUUCGGGAAGCUUCCUCAUGAUAGGAUUAAACACGCAGGGAAGAGAGCGCGCAGCCUGUUGAAGUUCUGGGAAGUGAAGUGUGUUUUGUGGAUCUGCUUCGGCGUAUUUGUGAAGGAUGGCGUUGGACGGGAUACGGAUGCCGGAUGGCUGCUACGCAGAUGGGACCUGGGAGCUGAAGAUGCAUGUGACGGACCUCAACCGGGACGUGUCUCUCAGAGUCACCGGGGAAAUUCACAUCGGCGGUGUGAUGCUCAAACUCGUGGAGAAACUUGAUGUGAAGAAGGACUGGUCAGAUCACGCACUGUGGUGGGAAAAGAAGAAGACCUGGCUGCUAAAGACCCACUGGACGCUUGAUAAAUAUGGCAUUCAGGCCGACGCCAGGCUGCUCUUCACACCGCAGCACAAGCUGCUGCGCCUGCAGCUGCCCAACAUGAAACACAUGAGGGUGAAAGUCAACUUCUCUGACCGUGUCUUCAAGGCCGUGUCUGACAUCUGCAAAACCUUCAACAUCCGGCAUCCCGAGGAGCUCUCCUUACUGCGCAAACCCCGCGACCCCAAGAAGAAGAAGAAAAAGCUGGAGGAGGCGGAGGAGGAGGCACUGGAGCUGGAAGGACCGCUGCUCACUCCUGGAUCAGCCUCUGAGAUACUAUACAUUGGACCGGUGAAAGGGAGCAUCUAUUCUAGUCCUGGACUUUACAGCAAGACCAUGACGCCUACCUAUGACUCUCGGGACGGCAGCCCUCUGUCCCCCACCUCAGCAUGGUUUGGAGACAGUCCGCUGUCCGAAGGCAAUCCCGGCAUCCUCGCCGUCAGCCAGCCCAUCACCUCACCAGACAUUGUGGUCAAGAUGUACAAACCACAGUCCCUCCUGGACAAGGCCAAGAUCAACCAGGGGUGGCUGGACUCCUCCAGAUCACUGAUGGAGCAGGAUGUGAAGGAGAACGAGGUUCUUCUGCUCCGGUUCAAGUAUCACAGCUUCUUUGACCUCAACCCAAAGUAUGAUGCCAUCAGGGUGAACCAGCUGUACGAACAGGCCAAGUGGGCCAUCUUACUGGAGGAAAUCGAAUGCACCGAGGAGGAGAUGAUGAUGUUCGCCGCCCUGCAGUACCACAUCAACAAGCUGUCCAUCAUGUCUUCAGAGAAUCACAUGAACAACAGUGAGAAGGAGGUGGAUGAGGUCGAUGCAGCUCUCUCAGACCUGGAGAUCACCCUGGAGGGAGGAAAGACGUCCAACACGCUGGGUGACAUCACAUCCAUUCCUGAACUGGCCGACAAUGUAAAAGUCUUCAAACCAAAGAAACUCACUCUGAAAGGAUACAAGCAGUACUGGUGCACGUUCAAAGACAUCACAAUCUCCUGCUACAAGAGCCGCGAGGAGGCCCACGGCAUGCCGGCGCACCAGAUGAACCUGAGAGGCUGUGAAGUCACACCAGAUGUGAACAUCUCCGGUCAGAAAUUCAACAUCAAGUUGCUAAUUCCUGUAGCAGAUGGUAUGAAUGAGAUCUGGCUGCGGUGUGAUACUGAGAAGCAGUACGCUCAGUGGAUGGCAGCUUGUCGUUUGGCCUCCAAGGGGAAGACGAUGGCAGACAGUUCCUACAACUUGGAGGUCCAGAACAUUCUGUCCUUCCUGAAGAUGCAGCACAUGAACCCUGAUCCUCAGAUCAUAGAGCCCAUCACCACCGACAUCAACCCCGAGUGUCUGGUGUCACCACGAUACCUGAAGAAAUACAAGAACAAGCAGCCAGGCUUUGUCAGGGACUUGAUUUCCGCCCGUAUUCUGGAAGCUCAUCAGAAUGUGGCUCAGAUGAGCCUCAUUGAGGCCAAGAUGCGCUUCAUACAGGCAUGGCAGUCCUUGCCAGAGUUUGGAAUCACCCAUUUUCUUGCCAAGUUUCAGGGGGGCAAGAAAGACGAGUUGAUCGGCAUCACCUACAACAGACUGAUCCGUAUGGACGCCAGCACAGGAGACGCCAUCAAGACCUGGCGCUUCAGCAACAUGAAACAGUGGAACGUCAACUGGGAGAUUAAGAUGGUCACGGUGGAGUUUGCGGACGAGCCCAGUCUGGCGUUCAUCUGUGCGGAGGUGGACUGCAAAGUGGUGCACGAGUUCAUCGGCGGCUACAUUUUCCUGUCCACGCGCGCCAAGGACCAGAACGAGUCUCUAGACGAGGAGAUGUUCUACAAGCUGACCAGCGGCUGGGUCUGAGCGCCCCGCGCCGCGCCGGCGCCGCUUUAUUCUUUUACUUUCACACUUCUUCUUUCUCCUUUAACCACUCCAUCGUGGCCACAUCAUAAUAGUUUGAAAACGGAAACUCGUUUCUUUUUUAAUUCAGUCUAUGCGCAUGAACGCGUUCAUAACACUAGCCGAAGUGCCGAGCGAGGACGUUCUGAGACCGUGCAGCGGUUUACUGCUUCCCUCCAGAAAUGAUUUCAUCGUCCAGAUGAAGCAAUAGCUAUGACCUUUCACCCUGAAUAGAAGUACGCCAGCGAAAAUGCCAAUUAUUUAUUUGUCACUAACUUACGUUGCAUCUCUCUGGGUAAUUGUUGAAUGUCGCGGUGCUCGUUUGUGCCAUCUUUCAUGAUAACUGUGUCACGUUAAUGUGAUGUCGUAGAGAAGGAUUUACACUAGCUUCAACGUUGCUGCUUCUGACACUACAAAAUCCAUUGGUUCUGUCAUUUCUAAGCACUUCUAGCGUUAGGUUUGACGUUUCUGUCCUGUCAUGUGUGUUCAACACUACAUUUAAUGACACAGAUAUUUUUUUUACACUAUGAAGGAGGAGAGUCGCCCACUUUUUUGUAGCAAACAGCUUGUGGUGAAGCAACAUAGGAGAACGUUAUGAAUCUGCUUUCCCACUGUAGGAAGUUUCUUUUUAUUAUUAUUUUCCUAUGAAGUCUGUUAUUUUAUUCCUCACUCUUUAUUGUGAACCAGUAUAGUAUUAUUCAAAAGCGUUUCUUUAAUACGCACCAGCGAUAGGUCACAAAUCAUGCGAUUUUCUUUUUAUUUCUUUCCAAAAUGAAGGAUAGCUAAAUGAAGUAUUAGAUUUGUUUUGUAUCUAAUGUAAAAAACACAGGUUUUAAAACAGAAAUUGUACAGUUAUUUUGUUGCUGCUUUUUUCUGUCAUUUUUUGGAAGUGUAUUUUUUCCAGAAGAGAGGGAAAAAAAGCCAUUUUUUGACAUUUGAGGGUUUGGUGCCUGUCGAUCUUAGAAAUAUAUAUAAGUGCAUAUGAAGAAGUGGAGAAAGUCUCAAGCUCCUGGCUGGAAUAAAAUCAUGUAGAUUGUGCCAUUCUUGAUGUCUCCGGUGAGAAGGAGCUUUUUUAUUUAGUUUCUCCUGCCUUAACUGAUAAAUAUCCACCGCUGCGAGAACAUAUAGGCUUUAAGAGCGUGUGUCAUACACUUCAACACUAUCGAGCGCUCGGACGGCGCAUCACUUCUUGUCAGUAUUGUCUCAUGAUGUUCCCCGUAUGAAGGUGGUUUCAGAGCCAGAAAUGAAGACUAUUAUUAUUUUUUUUCUGUUUAUUUGGUUUUGUUUUCUCAGAUGUCAGCAGUGCAUUGCAUGGCCUGCUGUUUUAAGAUUGUAAAAAUGCCAUUUACCUGACAAAUAAAUAAAUAAAAUCAUUUUUAUUUAAAAUCUUAA
Molecule: messenger RNA, 3766 nt
Organism: Megalobrama amblycephala (Wuchang bream)
Lineage: Eukaryota; Metazoa; Chordata; Actinopteri; Cypriniformes; Xenocyprididae
Gene: fermt2
Product: FERM domain containing kindlin 2
Exons: 17
Coding region: 251-2338 (695 amino acids)
Biological process (GO): cell-matrix adhesion; integrin-mediated signaling pathway
Cellular component (GO): extrinsic component of cytoplasmic side of plasma membrane; focal adhesion
Molecular function (GO): integrin binding
Source: RefSeq, a predicted model, not a curated record